AUGGCUAGAGGACCAAAGAAGCAUCUAAAGAGAUUAGCAGCUCCACACCAUUGGUUAUUGGACAAGUUGUCCGGUUGUUACGCCCCAAGACCAUCUGCUGGUCCACACAAAUUGCGUGAAUCCUUGCCAUUGAUUGUCUUCCUAAGAAACAGAUUAAAGUAUGCUUUGAACGGUCGUGAAGUCAAGGCUAUCUUGAUGCAACGUCACGUCAAAGUUGAUGGUAAGGUUAGAACCGAUACCACCUACCCAGCUGGUUUCAUGGAUGUCAUCACUCUAGAUGCCACCAACGAAAACUUCAGAUUGGUCUACGACGUCAAGGGUAGAUUCGCUGUUCACCGUAUUACCGAUGAAGAAGCUUCUUACAAAUUGGGUAAGGUUAAGAAGGUCCAAUUGGGUAAGAAGGGUGUUCCAUACGUUGUUACCCACGAUGGUAGAACUAUCAGAUACCCAGACCCAAACAUCAAGGUCAAUGACACUGUUAAGAUCGAUUUGGCCUCUGGUAAGAUUACUGAUUUCAUCAAGUUCGAUGCCGGUAAGUUAGUUUACGUUACUGGUGGUCGUAACUUGGGUCGUAUCGGUACUAUCGUUCACAAGGAAAGACACGAUGGUGGUUUCGAUUUAGUUCACAUCAAGGACUCCUUGGACAACACUUUCGUCACUAGAUUGAACAAUGUCUUCGUCAUUGGUGAACAAGGUAAGCCUUACAUUUCUUUGCCAAAGGGUAAGGGUAUCAAGUUGUCUAUUGCUGAAGAACGUGACAGAAGAAGAGCCCAACAAGGUUUGUAA
Saccharomyces paradoxus is the source of this 786-nucleotide messenger RNA. It is a transcript of the gene RPS4B, whose product is annotated as 40S ribosomal protein eS4. The transcript is spliced from 2 exons. Gene Ontology annotation, molecular function: structural constituent of ribosome; RNA binding. Bases 1 to 786 code for a protein of 261 amino acids. Gene Ontology annotation, biological process: translation. The record is from RefSeq and is a predicted model, not a curated record. Gene Ontology annotation, cellular component: ribosome; cytosolic small ribosomal subunit. Lineage: Eukaryota; Fungi; Ascomycota; Saccharomycetes; Saccharomycetales; Saccharomycetaceae.